AUGUCCGAUACGAUGCAGCAGGCAACAAAUGCGAGUAUGAGCCCCGAAAUUCAGUCAGUCGCCGAUCUCAUCAAACGUGGUAAAGCGACUCGGAUUGUCGUAUUGACUGGUGCCGGUAUCAGCACCGGCGCGGGAAUCCCAGACUUCAGGUCUCCAGAUACAGGCCUGUAUGAUAGACUUGCUCCACUGAAGCUCCCAUAUCCGGAAGCCAUCUUUCACAUCAAUUAUUUCUCCCACACGCCCGAGCCAUUCUAUGCGAUCGCCCGUGCUCGACACCCAGGGAACAUCAAACCAACUAUGACACAUGCGUUCCUGGCAUUAUGCUGGAAUCCCCCGGAAAAGAUUCUGUCGACUCAUGGAAACUGGAAGAGUCAGCAUUGCUAUAAGUGCAAGGCACAUUAUCCCGACGAUCUCAUGAAGAAGGCGAUUGGAGCUGGUGAAGUGCCUUAUUGUCUUGAGGCCGAUUGUGGGGGUGCGGUGAAACCAGAUGUUGUUUUCUUCGGGCAGGCUUUGCCGGCUGAGUUUGAAGAGAAGGAGAAAGAGGUCCUCGAGGCAGACUUGAUGCUUGUCAUGGGGACUAGUUUGAGGGUGGCGCCCACUUCCAGGCUGCCAGGUCUGGUGAAGGAUGGUGUUCCGCGGGUUUUGAUAAACAAUGAAAAGACUGGAUACAUAGGCAAUCAAGAUCAAGAUGUAUGCAUCAUUGGCAGUUGUGACGACAUUGUUCGUCGGCUAGCCGAUGCACUUGGAUGGUUAGAGGAGUUGGAAGGCCUUUGGGAGGAAACAGUUGCUGCGAAAGGGGACGAGGACAUCUUCAUCGGUGGCCCUAGUCUGGAUGAAUGCAUUGAAAACUUGGCCAACAGUAUGAAAGACAAAAUGAAAGUAUCCGAUGGGCACAGACGAAUGUUGGAGAAUCAUUUGAACGACAAAUUCGGGCAGAUUAUAAAGAAGCCCGCAAUUCCAUAG
Molecule: messenger RNA, 963 nt
Organism: Penicillium paradoxum
Lineage: Eukaryota; Fungi; Ascomycota; Eurotiomycetes; Eurotiales; Aspergillaceae
Exons: 2
Coding region: 1-963 (320 amino acids)
Molecular function (GO): NAD+ binding
Source: RefSeq, a predicted model, not a curated record